Molecule: messenger RNA, 5361 nt
Organism: Cryptomeria japonica (Japanese cedar)
Lineage: Eukaryota; Viridiplantae; Streptophyta; Pinopsida; Cupressales; Cupressaceae
Exons: 6
Coding region: 160-4803 (1547 amino acids)
Source: RefSeq, a predicted model, not a curated record
CCCGCCAGUGGAAAUUGAUUUAAAUUGCGAGUGCCGGAUCCGUUGCAUCCACAUUCAUUCAUUCAAGAAAUUGCACUUACGAGUAAUUGCAUCAAAAGAAUUCCCGCAUUAAAAUCUUUCAAGAAAUUGCCCUGCAAAGUGAUUGAGUAGAUCGAUGUCAUGGAAGAUCAAUUCACUUUUGAUGAAAUCGCUUUGCAAAUGUUUUCUGAUCUGAAAACCGAGGUUGUUACACAGUUUGAAUCCCACCAUAGGUUGCUCUCCAGGUGCUUUUAUAACCUAAAAACAAUUUCCACCUGUUUCCUCCAAGGAAUUUAUCCACCUGGAGAUGGUGGUCAGCAAAUUGCCUGCGACAACCCAGUGGUGGGGAAAGGGCAUUGUCUGGACGCCCAGGAGGGAAAUGAGGUAAAGCUGCAUUUAUCACAUGCCUUCUUGGAUGGAUGUGCAGAGAUGGAAAAACAAAAAGAAAGGGAGAAUGACUGCACGAUUGGAGGGAGAACAGCUGCCAGAGAGAAUUUGCUCAAUGCCCACAUGGACAGAUGGGACGAGAAGAGAGAAGAAGGAGGAGGUGGAGAAGAAGAAAAUGGAGAUGGUGGUCAGCAAAUUGCUGGGGACAACCCGGGGAAAGGGCAUUGUCUGGACGUAUCACAUGCCUUCUUAGAAAAACAAGAAGAAAGGGAGAAUUACAACGGUGAUGGUGAGGAUAACUCCAGGAUUGGAGGGAGAACAAGAACACCUGCUAGAGAGAAUUUGCUCAAUGCCCACGUCGACAGAUGGGACGAGAAGAGAGAAGGAGGAGGAGGUGGUAAAGAAGAAAACAAAGAUGUUAAUUUAGUCCACAAGGGUGGUAGAGGGGGAGGGAGAGGGAGAAGGAGAGUAGGGGCUAAGGAGAAGAAAGAAAACAGUGAUGUGGCAGCAGCAUUGCCUGCUGUUGGAAGAAUUAUACUGUCCAAGCGAAGGCCAUGGCAGAUGAUUCUUGGUGCAGAGAAGGAAUCUGGUAAGAGAAAGGCCAUGGAAUUAAAAGAGCAGCCCCAGGCCACGAGGAUUACCCGUGCCAGGUGCAAGUUGCAGGCUGAGAUUGAGGUUGCCGAGGAGCCUAUGAAUGUGGCUGCCACGGUAUCUCCAUCAGCAUGUCCCAAAAUGGCGGUCUCUCUGCAAACAGGAGACAAAGACGGCUCAUCUCCAUUGCCUUAUCCUGUCAUUGCGGUCCUAUCACAAACAGGAGGGACGGGCAAAUCAUCUCUAUUGCCUUCUCAUGUCAUCGCGGUCUUAUCACAGACAGAAGGUACGGGCCAUUCAUCUCCAUUGCCUUCUCCUGUUAAGGCAGUUCCGUCACAAACAGGUGGCAGAGGAGGCCUAUCUUUAUUUCCUUCUGUUGUCGUAGCAGUGGCAUCACAAGCAAGAGACACAGGCGACUCAUCUUCUGAGAUUAAUGAGAUAUAUCUUAAAGGUGAGUCAUUAUCAAAAUUGAGGAUGACAAAAUCCUGUGUUGAAAAUCAAGAGUCGACACUUGAAACUCAUCUCAAUACAUCACUGCCACUGAUUAAUGCUGCUCAUAGAGAAGAAAUGGUGACUGUAGAGAUGAAAAGUAAAUCCUUGGAACAGAUGAAGACACCUCCCAGAGAGAAUUUGCUCAAUGCCCACAUGGACAGAUGGGACGAGAAGAGAGAAGAAGGAGAAGAUGGAGAAGAAGAAAAUGGAGAUGGUGGUCAGCAAAUUGCUGGGGACAACCCAGGGAAAGGGCAUUGUCUGGACGCCCAGGAUGAGGGAAAGUUGGAAAAACAAGAAGAAAGAGAGAAUGGCAAUGGCGAUGGGGAGGAUAACUGCAGGAUUGGAGGGAGAACACCCGCUAGAGAGAAUUUGCUCAAAGCCCACAUUGACAGAUGGGACGAGAAGAGAGAAGGAGGAGGAGGUGGAGAAGAAGAAAAUGAACAUGUUAAUGUAGUCCACAAGGGUGGUAGAGGGGGAGGGGGAGGGAGAGGGAGAAGGAGAGUAGGGGCUACAGAGAAGAAAAAAAAGAGUGAUGUGGCAGCAGCAUUGCCUGCUGUUGGAAGAAUUACACUGUCCAAGCGAAGGCCAGGGCAGAUGAUUCUUGGUGCAGAGAAGGAAUCUGGUAAGAGAAAGGCCAUGGAAUUAAAAGAGCAGCCUCAGGCCACGAGGAUUACCCGUGCCAGGUGCAAGUUGCAGUUUGAGGUUGAGGUUGCCGAGGAGCCUAUGAAUGUGGCUGCCACGGUAUCUCCAUCAACAUGUACCGAAAUGGCGGUCUCACUGCAAACAGGAGACAAAGACGGCUCAUCUCCAUUGCCUUAUCCUGUCAUUGCAGUCCUAUCACAAAUAGGAGGGACGGGCAAAUCAUCUCUAUUGCCUUCUCCUGUCAUCGCGGUCUUAUCACAAACAGAAGGGACAGGCCAUUCAUCUCCAUUGCCUUCUCCUGUUAAGGCAGUUUCGUCACAAACAGGCGGCAGCAGAGGAGGCCUUUCUUUAUUUCCUCAUGCUGUCGUAGCAGUAGCAUCACAAGCAAGAGACAGAGGCGACUCAUCUUCUGAGAUCAAUGAGAUAUAUCUUAAAGGUGAGUCAAUAUCACAAUUGAGGAUGACAAAAUCCUUUGAUGAAAAUCAAGAGUCGACACUUGAAAGUCAUGUCAAUACAUCACUGCCACUGAUUAAUGCUGCUCACAGAGAAGAAAUGGUGACUAUAGAGAUAAAAAAGAAAUCCUUGGAACUGGUCUGUGAGGAUUCUAAUUAUAUGGAUUGUAUGAGAGUCCCACAAGAAGACGCAACAAAAAUAGUUGAGGAAUGUACAGGAGGUAGGCCAUCCUCAAGUCCUGUGUUGAUCCCUAAACAAAACAAAGACAAUUCAGCAGCACCUGUCAUGAUUCAGUUGGAAGUUGUUGCUAUAAGAGAUAAUGCUGGUCAUGGAGAAGAAAUAGUGACAAUAGAGGCGAAAUUGAAUUCUUUGGAUCCAGUCUGUGAGGGUUCUAAUGACAUGGAUUGUAAGAAAAUUCUGCAGAAAGACACACCAAAAAUAGUUCAGGAAUGUGCAGAAGGAUGGCCAUCCCCAAGGCCUUACUGUGGAUACAGUGCUGACAUGAAAGAUGCAGAACAGUCAGAAGCCUUGGAUGCCAUAGAAAUUAUUCAACUGCAGGAUACUUCAAAUAUUAUUGAAGAAUUAAAAGGGAAUGAAGAUACUGAAACUCCAAUUAGUCAUGAUGUUUUUCAACAAACAUCUAUUUGUAGUAAUGAAGUUUUCAGUAGAAAUUUACCUUCAUACACAUCUUAUGCCAAAAAUAAGGAAGGGUCUUUGAGUUGUACACCAUUUCCUCGAUUUCAAGCUGAUGGUAUGCCAUCAGUUUGCACCUCUGUUUCCUAUUUACUGGAUAAAACUCACCUACAUACUACACCAUCAAAUGCUCAGUUGUUUGGGUCCAGUUUUGAAGUGACAAGUCCUCAACAUUGUGGGCAACAAGGUGACUCCAAGACUGUACCUUCAGAUGACACUCAUUACACUGCAACAAAUAAGAUUGGAAAAAGAUUUGGUUCAUCAGUCAGAAAGAAGGAUUCAGGAACACCCAAUGUAAGAGCUGGUAGCAGGUUUGCCAGCCAGAUUUCACCAAGGAUCAGUCAGAGACCAAGCAACAUAUCAUGCAACGUGAAAUCUUUUAUUCCACUAGUUCAACAGAAAAAGGCAUCAGCAUCAGUUAUGACAGGAAAGAGAGAUAUCAAAGUGAAGGCUUUGAAGGCUGCUGGAGUAGCAAAACGACUUGAAGAGAAAAGGGAACAAGAAAAAGGUGGUGAAGGAUCCAAAAUUGCCUGUAGUGAGAGUAAUAAAUCCAUAUCAAGUGGCAUGGCAAGAAAAAAACCAGUGGGAUGCGCCUUGCAGUACCAAUCAGGCACUUCUGUGAUUGGUGUGGAUCUGAAGUUGAGAAGAGAUUUGGCAACCAAAAAUAAAAUGGAGCAAGAAAAUUUGAGAAAAUUGGACGAGAGAAAAAAGAAAGAAGAACGGAAGAAAAAUGCAGCAGAGGUUGCAGAAAAUAAGAGGAAAAAGGAAGAGAUGGACAAGAGAGACCGUGAGGAAAAGCGGAGGCGAUUGGAAGCACAGAAGCAGUGGAAGGAACUUGAGGAACAACUUCGUGCUAAGGAGGCAAAAGAACAGAGGCGCCGAGCUCUGGAUGACUGCAAGCGUAAGAGGAAGGCAAUGGAGGAAAAGGAAAAAAAGCAGCGUCGUAUAGAGAAAGAAAGGGAAGUUGCUGAGCGCAGACGACAGAUAGAGGAGGAUGCUAAGUCCAACAAAUUUGCAUCAAAGGAUGCAAAACACAUGCAAAAAGUCCAUCAGCAUAAUGAAACAACAACUCAGGCUCAAAAUGCAUAUGCUGGAAAGGUGUCAAGCAUGUUAACUAGUUGUGCAAAAGUUGCACAUGGAACAGAAGGGCAAUCAGUGUUGGGCAGAAACCCAAGUUCACAUCUAUCAUUAAUAUCCAACAUCGAUAUUGAAUCUUAUGAAAUAUUGCCUUAUAAGGGUUCAUAUGAGGAGGAUAAUGAUGAUAGAACUUCAGGGAAACCCAUACCACUAUGGGCAAGGAAAGAGUAUUUGAUUCGACAUAUCAUCAGUCAACAAUAUAUUGAUCCUGAUGAGAUAUUUGCUGGUGCAAGAACUUGCAGUUUAAAUGAAGUUUUUGAGUCUAAUGAAUCAAAUAGGAGGGGAGAUUUCAAACGGCGUAGUUAUAGUGGGGAAUGGCUUAAUGAUUGUUUUACAUGGAAAGAAGAGUAUCAAUACAAGUUGCAGAUCGGAUACAUAAAUGAGGGCUGAGUAAAAUAAUUAAAUGGAUUAUUGAGGGAGAAGAACUGUGGUAAUAGGUACAAACAUAGAAUAUCAUUACAAGUUGCAGAUGGGAUACAUAAAUAAGGACUGGGUAAAAUCAUGAAAUGGAUUCAGGUUGCCUUGUCUGCUUAUCGACAUGUUUGUACCUGUUAGGCUGUUACCACAGUUAUUCUACCUUAAAGAUGAAUUUUGUGAAUUUAAUGGUUGCACCAUGUGAACCAUACAAAAGGAUGAUAAUCGGAGUCAAAGAUAUCAUCUUGCUGGGAAAACUAUGAAAAUGAGCCAUAAGAAAGCUGGCACUAGAAAACAAAUCUGGAAAGCUCGUGUAUUUAUCUGAUCCUUUUUUAUUUAUAAGGAUGAUGCUUAAUGUAUGAUUAGUUUCAAUUUUUUCAGGUCUUCCUUCACUCAUCAUGACUUUCUUUGUCAGUGGAGGAUGUACUAAAUAUAUAUAUGGGUAAUCCCUCGAGCACCCAUCUUGUAUUAUACAGAUGUUUUUCCUUGCUGGACAUCUUCAAGUUUCUUUUCUAAAGCAUGUGCCUUUUACUU